ACCCGUAUGACAGCAGACAAGACCAUGCGUCUCCUUCUGACCACCUUCAGCAGCCUGAGGGAGGAGCUGAUCCACAUGUCAGAGGAUCUGAGGCGUCUGGAGAGUGAGAAGGAGUCCCUGGAGAGAGACCUGAGCUUCAAGGCUGACCAGGCUGAGCAGUAUGACCGCCUCCUAGAGGCCAUACGAGAGAACAACAGACAGCUACAGAUAUCUCUGAAGGAGACCAGCUCCAGCCAGCGGACCCUGGAGACUCAGCUCCUGAGUAGCCGCACUACAGACUCAAACAGGGACUUCCGCAUCAAAGAACUGGAGGGCAGCUACCGAGCCCUGGAGAAGGAAAAUGAGAUGCUCAAACAGAAGUUGGCUGGCCAGUGCAGCAGUAGCACCAUUCAGAUGAAUACAGAGGAGUUGUCACGUCAGUACUCAGAGCAGCUAGCUGCCCUGCGCCAGGAGAAGGACAAGGAACUGCAGAGCCUCAGGUCCCAGCUGACGCGGAUCACCACAGAGUACACCACGGAGAGGUCAGGUGACAAGAGCCUGCAUCUCCGCAUCACACAGCUGCUGACAACACUGGAGCAGCGGGAGGUCGUCAUCAAACGUCAGGAAGAGGACAUCUGGCGGUUGCAGCAGGAGAAGAAGAGAGACAGCUCCAAGAACGUCACCACGACCACUAUCACCAAAAGGUCAGCCCAACAAUACCAUGAGCCUGUUUUAUGGGGAAUAUUUGGGGCAGUAGCUCCUCUAAAAUGGGUUAAUGUAAUUUCGGAUGCCUAG
This is a messenger RNA of Oncorhynchus masou masou (cherry salmon), 774 nucleotides long. Its product is annotated as protein POF1B-like. Gene Ontology annotation, molecular function: actin filament binding. The transcript is spliced from 6 exons. Gene Ontology annotation, cellular component: bicellular tight junction; actin filament; adherens junction. The record is from RefSeq and is a predicted model, not a curated record. The annotation marks the transcript as partial. Lineage: Eukaryota; Metazoa; Chordata; Actinopteri; Salmoniformes; Salmonidae. Gene Ontology annotation, biological process: epithelial cell morphogenesis; bicellular tight junction assembly; actin filament organization.